Cladocopium goreaui is the source of this 1128-nucleotide messenger RNA. The record is from the annotation of a GenBank genome assembly. Lineage: Eukaryota; Dinophyceae; Suessiales; Symbiodiniaceae.
AUGGUGACAUCAGGUGUGAUGCUGGACUGGGAUGCAUUGUGCCAAACAAACUACCGAAAAGCUUUCCGAUCUUUGUCUUGGGUGAAGGGUGAGCUUCCCAAAUCUUACAUCCAUAUCUUUCUGACAACGACCGACAAUGGAUCCGAUCAACUGGCUUGUCGAAGCCAUCUGAACUUGGAGUUUUCCAGCAAUCCGGGCUUGGAUUCACAAAUAUUUUUGGGUCUGUCCUGUAUGAAGCACCAAUACCAUCUCAUAGCAAAAUCUCACCUUCAGCUUUGUGAUGUCUACGCUCGGAAAUUGAGACGUGCGUGGAAAUAUUUCAGCGCCCUGGCGACACUUUGUCAUGUUUGGCGCGGCCAUUUGUCAAAGAUUCAUGCCAUAUGGUAUCAGCAACAUCAACACGAUGCUGACUUCCUCAAACAAGUAGCGACGAACAAGAUGCCUCCUUUGGCAGUGGCUGGUAGGUGGGCUAGUGUUGAUGGUGUUGAAGACUUCUUUCUGGCCACAGGGGCAGGGAACAUUGCGAAGUUGUUUGCUGAUACUUUUGGAGAAGCACCGAUGACUGUAACAACCAAACGCAAAGAUGGCGAUGGUACUGGCGAAACCAGUGGCGAUGUGCUCGAUGAACUAGCACUUGAUGACUCGACUUACUACAAACAAAAAAUCACCAAAUGGGUGAAGAAUGCGCUGCAUACUGUUGGUGACUCAAGCUUUUGGUUCAUGUUAUUUGUGGCUCACAAAACCAGGAAUCCUCUACUUCAUUUCUACCGGAUCCUUUGUGUGAACUUCAAAGGUGUGACAGAUUCUGGUCGCAUGCCAGUGGUCGAGCUUGUUUCCUAUCGGAUAGACACCAUUCGGCAAGAGUAUGAUGUCAUCCUGCAAAGAUUUCAUGAAUGGACAAAGCAAGCUAAAUCGUUUGCUAAAACAAAUUCUGAAUCUCUAUGCUUUGACAGUGGUGCUGCUGCGAGUGGGAGCGAAGACAUCACUGACGCAUCUCUGUUUGGACUGGCGGCUGCGCUUCUUCUUCACAACGCGGCUGCAUUUGAUCGACGCGUAGCACGCCUGUUCAACAGGUACCUUGGUUGUGAUUGGGCUAGCAAGGCAUGUGACAUGUGUUCAUAUGUGUGA